Messenger RNA from Triticum dicoccoides, 3397 nucleotides. Its product is annotated as LRR receptor-like serine/threonine-protein kinase EFR. NCBI's taxonomy places the organism in Eukaryota, Viridiplantae, Streptophyta, Magnoliopsida, Poales, Poaceae. The record is from RefSeq and is a predicted model, not a curated record. The coding region runs from base 1 to 3309 and encodes 1102 amino acids. Gene Ontology annotation, biological process: protein phosphorylation. The transcript is spliced from 2 exons. Gene Ontology annotation, molecular function: protein kinase activity; protein binding; ATP binding.
AUGGCCCAUCCGUUACGUUGUCCCAUCAUGCUACUCUCCAUCUCUCUUCUUGUGAUCACGAGCGUGGCUGCUGCUUCCAGCAACGACUCUGACCUUUCAGCUCUGGUGGCCUUCAAAGCCGGGCUCUCCGAUCCGCUUGGCCUUCUGUCUAGGAACUGGACAGCCGGCACAUCCUUCUGCUCUUGGGUUGGCGUCUCCUGCAGCCGCCGCCGGCAGCGCGUCACUGCUCUUGUGCUGGCAGACGUUCCUCUCCAUGGAGAGAUCGCUCCUCAUCUCGGUAACCUCUCUUUCCUCGCCGUCCUCACUCUUUCAAACACAGAGAUCACGGGCACCAUCCCAUCCGAUAUAGGCCGACUACGUCGCCUCACCGAUCUUGAUCUUAGCUCUAACCGCCUCUCAGGCGCCAUCCCCGACACCCUAGGAAACCUCACAAAGCUUCAACGCCUUUCUCUACGCCGAAAUGCUCUCUCCGGACAUAUCCCAGAUCAACUCCUCCACAACUUGAACAGCAUGAGGAGGAUACAUCUCGGGCUGAACCAGUUAAGUGGCCUCAUACCAGACCAGUUCUUCAACAACACGCCUUUAUUAACCCAUCUUGACUUCCAAAACAACAGUCUAUCUGGGCCAAUACCACAAGGUAUUGCCGCAUGUCCCAUGCUUGAAUGGGUCAACUUUGAAUAUAACCAGCUGUCCGGACUAGUACCUCUAACCAUAUUCAACAAGUCUAGACUUGACGUGCUUGUCCUCACAUCUAACCACUUCAUAGGAACAAUCCCUACCAAUGAAAGCUUUAAGUUGCCCAUGUUAACUGUCUUCUUCAUUGGUCUCAAUAGUUUCACAGGUCAAUUUCCCUCAAGCCUUGUAUCCUGCAAGUUACUAGUGCUACUUUCUCUAGCUGGAAACUCCUUUGUGGACAAUAUCCCAGAAUGGCUCGCUCAACUAUCACGACUCACUUUUCUUACUAUAGGUGGCAACGACGAUGUUAGCGGGUCAAUUCCAGGUGUGCUCAGAAAUCUUACUCUUGUCCGUCUUCUUGACCUCUCAUUCUGCAACCUAAGCGGAAAUAUUCCAGCCGAGCUAGGGGAAAUGAGUCAGCUCACAGAUUUACGUCUUACAUCAAACAAACUAACAGGUCCGUUUCCAGCUAAUUUUGGCAACCUAUCCCAACUAUCUGAUCUGCUAGUUGAUUGGAACCAAUUAACUGGAUCUUUCCCCGAAACUAUUGGGAACCUCAGGUACCUUAACCGUCUCCAUAUUGGAAUGAAUCAGUUCAAUGGGACCCUUGAGUUCUUGGCCACUAUGUCAAACUGUAGACAACUCCGAUUGCUUGCCAUGUUUUAUUGCUCCUUCACUGGAAACAUUCCUGCAUAUAUUGGUAACCUCUCCACACAAUUGACAUACCUCAGUGCAGCCGGGAAUCAUUUAACCGGGGCUCUUCCAGUGACAGUAUCAAAUCUAAGUGGUCUUAGGGUAAUGUCCUUUGCAGAGAACCAACUAAGCGGCAUAAUCCCAGCACACAUUGCAUUAUUGGAGAAUCUUGAGCAGCUAAACCUUUCUAGUAACAAGCUGUCUGGCCCAAUCCCGUUAAAGAUUGGUGCCUUGACAAGAUUGCACAGGCUAUCCCUCCAGGGCAAUAAAUUAUCUGGCGCCAUUCCGGAUGGCAUCGGUAACCUAAGUAACCUAGAAUUUAUGUCGCUUGCAGAUAAUCAUCUCUCGUCAGCAAUACCUGAAAGAUUGUUUCAUCUUAGUAACCUUCGUGUGUUAGAUCUAUCUCACAACUUCUUUACAAGUGCACUGCCCUCUAAUCUUGAUUCCAUGAAGCAAAUAUACAUUCUAGAUAUAUCAGCCAACAGCUUGGUUGGUAGUAUUCCAACUUCAUACGGGAAUCUUGGACUAUUAAGCUUCCUGAACCUAUCACACAACACACUCACAGGUUCAAUCGAUGGCUCGUUCAAGGAGUUAAUCGUUCUAACACAGUUGGACCUAUCUUGUAACAACCUUUCUGGUACCAUUCCAAAGUAUUUAGCCAACUUUACUUUACUGACUAGGUUGAACCUUUCUUUCAAUGAGUUCCAAGGUGAGAUACCAAGUGGAGGUAUUUUCUUAAACACCAGUGCAAAAUUAUCUUUGAUGGGAAAUGCUGGGCUGUGUGGUGCCUCACGUCUAGGAUUUUUGCCUUGCCUAGACACUUCCUACAAAAACAAGAGACACUUGCUAAGGAUUGUUCUCCCAGCUAUCUUGGUAACUGUAGGAGCUAUAGCAAUUCUCAUUUACCUAAUGAUCAUGAAGAAAAGUAAAAAGCAGCUACAAGUUACGACUUCCAUUGGCAUGGAUAAUAUUAUCAGUCAUAGACAAGUUUCCUAUCUCGAGAUUGUUCGUGCCACUGAAAAUUUCAGCGAGGACAACCUACUUGGAGUUGGAAGCUUUGGAAAAGUUUUCAGGGGCAAAUUACAAGAUGGUUUGGAGGUUGCGAUAAAGGUGCUCAACAUGCAUGUCGAGCAGGCUGUGAGGAGCUUUGAUGCAGAAUGUCAAGUGCUAAGGAUGGCUCGGCACCGCAACUUGAUACAGAUAUUAAGUACUUGCUCCAACUUUGAAUUCAGAGCAGUACUACUUGAGUACAUGCCCAAAGGUAACUUGGAUGUACAUUUGCACUCUGAAAAUGGAGAAUCGAUAGGAUUUAUCAGGAGAUUGGAUAUUAUGCUUGGUGUAUCAAAAGCAAUGGAGUAUCUGCACCACCAUCAUCAUCAAGUUGUGUUGCACUGCGACCUCAAACCUAAAAACGUGCUAUUCGAUGAUGAGAUGGUGGCGCAUGUUGCGGACUUCGGCAUUGCAAGAUUACUUGUUGGAUAUGACAACUCCUUGAUUUCAGAGAGUAUGCCAGGGACUAUUGGAUACAUGGCACCAGAAUACGCAUUCAUGGGGAAAGCAUCACGAAAGAGCGAUGUGUUUAGCUUUGGAAUAAUACUGCUUGAAGUUUUCACAGGGAAAAGACCCACAGAUGCCAUGUUUGGGGGAGAAUUGAGCAUUAGGCAAUGGGUUUGGCAAGCAUUUUCAGCAAACCUUACUGGCAUUUUGGACGUUAAGAUAGCUCAAGCUGAGGAAAUAAUUUUUUGCUUAAAUCACCAGACCGGCACUUCAUUGGCGUGCACGAGCAGUGACUUGCUUGUGCCAAUAUUCGAACUGGGUCUGAUGUGUUCGAGUGAAUCACCUGACCAGAGGCCAAGCAUGACAGACGUGGUUGUGAGGCUCGAGAACAUCAUGAAGAGUUACUCUGCUACCAUGCCGUCACUGGAACUGGCUCAAUGUUAGUUAGUUCUUUGUUUGGGUUUCAUAACGGUGUAUUAUUACUUGAUUUCAUAACAGUGUUGUGUUAGAAUGCAUGGUAUGCAUAUGGGCA